Molecule: messenger RNA, 1566 nt
Organism: Brassica napus (rape)
Lineage: Eukaryota; Viridiplantae; Streptophyta; Magnoliopsida; Brassicales; Brassicaceae
Exons: 4
Coding region: 1-1566 (521 amino acids)
Source: RefSeq, a predicted model, not a curated record
AUGUGUUCGUCUUUCAAUUUCCCUCAUCCGACUACUACAACCGAUGAUCUCGAGAACCUUUAUCAUAUGUAUGGGUUUGACCGUUCCGUCGUCCUCGACUUGGUCGGCACGCAUGAGACUCCUGAAACCAUAAGAGAAGGCUACUACGGAGCCUAUCUUUCCUUCUUUCAUUCCUGCGGUCUUACCUUCCUGAUUCCGGAGCCAAUACUCGAGGUCCUGGCGGAGCUAGGGUUAUCGCUUACACAGCUUCUCCCAAAUUUUCUUCGACAUCUUGUCGCCUUCUUGGUUAAGGCUAUGGAGGAGGGUCUUGCGUUUGGUCUUAGCGAGUUUCGUCAGCUCGUUCUGGUUAAGCGGAAUAAGCAGAACCCUUGUACUUUCCUCGUGUCUCCGCGCUCAGGUUGCCACAUCAUCGAGGACAUCCCUUAUCGCGACGAGAAGUGGCGCGAGCAAUUUUUUGUUUUCAAGAUGGAUCGAGCGUCUAUGGGUGACUUUGACUUCUCACAGCUUCCCCGACGUUGGGCCGAGAAUAUCGUUCCUUAUGGAAGCUCUUCAAUGUCAGACAAGAUCCCCGAUCUGAUGAGGGUCCUUCGGAGAGGUCGUUCGAACUGGGGCCGAGCUUCCGAAAAAUCUCCCUUGAUCUCGAUUCAUGAUUCCGACGACGAAGAUGUUUCAGGAGAUACUCGACCUCCUGUCUCGUUGAGUCCUGGCUCAGAAGACGAGACUGUGGCGGCGACUCGUAAGCAACGUCGGUCAUCGGAAGGUGCCUUGCCCGGUCCGUCUCGUCCUAGGUUUGUUUCUAAGGGAGAUGGUUCUUCAUUUGCGGCCCAAAGCGACUUAAUUUCCCUCGCUGGUCGCAUGAGGUCUGCGGGUUGUUGUCUCCCAUCUCUCUCUUCCUCAGUCGAGAGGGAAGCCUACGCCAAGGUUGCUGUGGCGAGCUUUAAGGUGAUGGAAGCUUUUAAUGAGUAUGUCAUGACGAUGGAGGAUCAUGUCGUGGCUUCUCGGAAAGACAAGGAAAUCGAGAGUAUUGGUUUUGAGAUCAAGAGGCUUUCGAAGGAGCUCGAAGCCACCAAGCGAGAAGGGAAGAAGGAUGCCGAAAAGAUCAAAGCUUUGACUGAAAACUGGUGGAGAGUUCAUCUGGAGAACAAGACUCUCACGUCCCAGAUGGUUGCUCAAAGGGCAAGAAUUGCGGCGCUCGAGGUCGAGAGAGAUCGGGACAUUCGCCGCGCUUCUCGUAUUGCUCGUCGCGAUAUCGCGGCAAAGUAUCGGGAAGUUCUUGAGUCUUUGAAUGAUAAGUGGGCGAGCAAGAAGAAGGAAGUGUCUGCUGAGAUCCGGCUACAAGAAGUGACCGCCAACAUCGAUCUCCUAAACGAGCUCAAGGAUGGGGGCCUGACUGUGGAUGCGGAGCUUGCACGAUUAAAGGGAAUGGAAGGAGACUGCGAGGAUCUUGUCGCCCUAGCCGCCGUGCCGGAUUUGUCGAUCUCCGAGCUUGAUCUUCCUCAAGUCUCAGAUGAUUCGGUGGAUCAAGUCGGGGGGUCGUCUGUCCCCGAUGAUUUCGUUUCUAGUUAG